Messenger RNA from Scleropages formosus (Asian bonytongue), 1572 nucleotides. Its product is annotated as monocarboxylate transporter 6-like. NCBI's taxonomy places the organism in Eukaryota, Metazoa, Chordata, Actinopteri, Osteoglossiformes, Osteoglossidae. Gene Ontology annotation, molecular function: monocarboxylic acid transmembrane transporter activity. The coding region runs from base 1 to 1572 and encodes 523 amino acids. Gene Ontology annotation, cellular component: basolateral plasma membrane. The transcript is spliced from 4 exons. The record is from RefSeq and is a predicted model, not a curated record. Gene Ontology annotation, biological process: transmembrane transport; monocarboxylic acid transport.
AUGGCAAAUGGCAGUGAAUAUGUGUGGACACAAGCUGGGAUUUCUCUGCAGUCAAGCCACACUGAGCACCUGGCCAAAGGAGCCCAAGACCACAACUCAGAAGAGCAUGAUGAAGAGAAGCAAGAUCAACAUCAUGGUAUCCAUCAGAACGAUGAGGCGAGGACAAUGGACCCAGCGCCCAGCACCCAGCAAGUGGCACCCGAUGGAGGUUGGGGCUGGGUGGUGCUCAUGGCCAACAUACUUGUGCUGGCCCUGACAGUAAAUUUCCCAGCCUGCCUCAGCAUUUUCUUCAAGGACCUUCAGAAGGAGUUCAAUACCAGCAAUUCAGAGACCUACUGGGUGCCCUCUAUCAUGACAGCAAUGCGACAUGCUGGAGGUCCCCUGUGCAGUGUGUUGGUGGAGCGGUAUGGUUGCCGCGUAACAAUAAUGAUAGGCGGAGCCUUUAGCGGGCUGGGCAUGGUGGUCAGCUCCUUAGUAUAUGAUGUAACAGACCUUUACAUUACUGCCGGCUUUGUCACAGGACUGGGAUUCUGCUUCACUUUCCAACCAACAGUGACAAUGAUUGGCUACUACUUUGUGCGCCGCCGUGCAUUCGCCAACGCUAUGUCAUCCGUGGGUAGCGCCAUUGGGAUGACCAUCCUUCCACUGCUGGGAGACUACUUACUCAACCAACUGGGAUGGAGAGGGAGUUUCCUUGUGCUGGGCGGGAUGCUACUCAACUGCUCUGUGUGUGGAGCUGUGAUGAGGCCUGUUGGGCAGACCCUGGGCAAGCAGAAGGGCUCAGGGCAAUCUCAUCACAGUAACCAUAGUCCUACACAGCUGGAGGCAGCAGGGACGCAAAGGAGAAUGAGGAUCAACUUGAGCAUUAUUGUGGACUUCCUGCGCAGGCAUCUGGCUUUUGACCUGUUCUGCAACAAUCUACGGUACCGGAUGUUCUGUAUUGGUGCUACCUGGAACAUGCUGGGUUUUACGGUGCCUCUGAUGUACCUGGUUCCCUAUGCCACCAGCCAAGGCAUGCCUCCCAGUAAGGCAGCUGCUUUGCUUUCCAUUCUGGGGAUUGUCAGCAUCUUUGCUCGCCCUCUAGCUGGUGUGGUCUUCAGUUUGAACUGGUUCCAGAAACGUUGCAUCUUUCUGUAUGUGUGCACUGGUUCCCUAAUCAUCAACGGACUCAGCAACUGCAUCUGCUGCUUGUCAGCCAGUUUCCCUGUGCUGCUGAUCUACAUACUGACCUCCGGCCUGUCCAUCAGCAUAGUGGGAUGCCUGGUCUUCACCGUGCUGAUGGAAAUUGUGGAGAUGAGCCGAUUCCCUGCCGCCCUUGGCCUGAUCACCAUCAUGCAGAGUGUUAUGGUCUUAUUAGGACCACCUCUUGCAGGGCUGCUUUUGGAUAAAACGGGUCAGUACACCUACAUUUUCUAUGCCUGUGCUGCCUGUGUGUCCUCAUCUGGUCUCUUCAUCAUGGGCUCCUUCUACUGGUUGAACAGACGAGAUGAAGCAGCAAAAGGCCAACACUGUCAGCAUCCCACACGACCCCUUGAUCCCAGUGUUGUGCCUGCAACUGGAUACAUUGCCUAA